This is a messenger RNA of Manis pentadactyla (Chinese pangolin), 838 nucleotides long. RefSeq names its product heat shock protein family B (small) member 1 (gene HSPB1). The transcript has 3 exons. NCBI's taxonomy places the organism in Eukaryota, Metazoa, Chordata, Mammalia, Pholidota, Manidae. Gene Ontology annotation, molecular function: protein folding chaperone. Bases 90 to 710 code for a protein of 206 amino acids. Gene Ontology annotation, biological process: response to heat; protein refolding. The record is from RefSeq and is a predicted model, not a curated record.
ACCCGGCUGGAGACCUCUAUAAAAGCGCGGCGGGGUCGCGCUCUGAGCAUUUCUCACAACCUCUUUCAGAGGUAGAAGGUCGAGCCAGCAUGACCGAGCGCCGCGUACCCUUCUCGCUCCUGCGGAGCCCCAGCUGGGACCCCUUCCGCGACUGGUACCCGGCCCACAACCGCCUCUUCGACCAGGCCUUCGGGAUGCCCCGGCUGCCUGAGGAUUGGUCGCAGUGGUUCAGCCACGGCGCCUGGCCAGGCUACGUGCGCGCGCUGCCCGGGCCUGCGAUCGAGGGCCCCUCGGGGGCCGCGCCGCCUUACAGCCGUGCUCUUAGCCGGCAGCUCAGCAGCGGCAUCUCGGAGAUCCGGCACACAGCCGACCGCUGGCGCGUGUCUCUGGACGUCAACCACUUCGCCCCCGAGGAGCUGACCGUCAAGACCAAGGACGGCGUGGUAGAGAUCACAGGCAAGCACGAAGAGCGGCAGGACGAGCACGGCUACAUCUCCCGCUGCUUCACUCGAAAGUACACACUUCCCCCUGGUGUGGACUCCACCCUGGUCUCCUCCUCCCUGUCCCCUGAGGGCACACUCACUGUGGAGGCCCCCAUGCCCAAGCCAGCAACCCAGUCAGCGGAGAUCACCAUCCCUGUCACCUUCGAGGCACGGGCCCAGAUUGGGGGCCCAGAAGCUGGGAAGCCAGAGCAGGCUGGAGCCAAGUAAGGGCCUUGGCCCUGCUCCCCACCCCCUCCUCCCAGUAGCCAUCACUGACCAUCUCCACCCGCCAACCUGUGUGCUCUUUUGAUACAUUCACCUUCCGAUUUUCUCAAAUAAAGUUUGGAGCAACUGCC